Salmo salar (Atlantic salmon) is the source of this 1831-nucleotide messenger RNA. The record is from RefSeq and is a predicted model, not a curated record. NCBI's taxonomy places the organism in Eukaryota, Metazoa, Chordata, Actinopteri, Salmoniformes, Salmonidae.
UUGAAACUUCCAUUGAGCAUGCUUUUUAGUCCAGCACUAGACUCAAUCUGUGUCCAGGAAACAGGCCCCAUAUGUAUUACUGACAUGCUUGUCCUUGUUCAGGACUCCACACACUGGAUUCAGAUUGAACCCUUGACUUCCACUGUCCAGGGAAUGACAAUGUUCAGACACAGGACACCCAAAGGGAGUUAUGAGUGCACAGUGUCUGGGCUCCGCUGGCUGUGUGAGAGAGAUGUCAUUCUGAAGUAUCACUUCAGGAACUGGGAACCCUACAGUCAACUUCUGAAAGACAUGCAGUACACACAAGGUGGUCCAUUGCUGGACAUCGCUAUGGAGUUAGGUGAACUGGAGGAAGUUCAUCUGCCACACUUUGUCUGUUUAGGGACCAACCCUUCCCUGAGGAAUGAGAUGAAGAUUCUUCAUGUAGAGGAACAUGGAGUGUCUUUAGAGGAAGUGCAUGAGGUCACCAGAUUCCAUGCUAAGAUUCUCCAUCCGAAGUUCUCACUUAUCUCUGUUAUACUGAGAUUACUGUCUUUGAACGUAGAUGUCCACUGUGACGUGGUCCUCUAUAUGGCAGUAAAAAGGUCAACAGUCAUUUCAAGGCUGUACAUGCUCCUCAGAAACUCCAGUCAGAAAGAGGCUGUUCAGGAACGGGAGAAAAAUCAGGUGUCCCAAGGAUAUUCGGAAUUGGUCCUGUCAAGUCCAUACGGGUCUUUAAAGCUGAACAGUUGGUUUGCACUCAAGAAUCCCCACUCCACUUCCAUCAAUCCAGAGAAGAUUCAGCUGUUACCUGCAGACACCACACCAAGCUGUUGUAAGAUGAUUAUAAGAAACACAGGGGUUGACAUUGAGAUGGAGUUAAUCGGUGAUGAUGAGAGGACUGUAUGGAGAGAUAUGGUACCAAUAGAUGAAUACAUCACUGAAACCCAUUCAACUAGUGCUGUGUUGGGGGCAGGGCGUAUGGCUGAGAGCAGUCUUACUGGUUCUUCAGAGCAGCAGCUGCGUUCUGUACGGACAGAGUUUGUGACACGAGUGUCAAGACCUGUCCUGGAUGGUCUGCUGGACGGACUGCUGCAUCACACAGUCAUCAACCAGGAGGAAAUGGAGUCAGUGAAGGUGAUAGCUGAGAGGGCAGAGAAGGCACGUGACAUCAUCGACAUGGUGUUGAGAAAAGGAAAUGAGUCUAGUUCCAGGAUCAUCAACCUUCUUGGGGAGCUGGACCCCUGUCUUUGGUCACAGCUCCAGACCAACAGUUGUAGUCAACCCCUGGGUGUUGGGAGACCAGGCAGAAUAGACAGGCAGGAUGGUUCAACAUGUUCUUGCUGUCUGUUGCUUUAAUUCAGCGUACAGAAAAUGUCAAUCAAACAUGACCACUGUAAUAACAAUAAACUUACUGAAGGACCAACCACACAGCAUCUCUCCUUCUGCAGCCUCCUGGAAGUGUGGAUCUUCUAGCAAGAGGGUCAGUUAGUCCUCCACUAGGUACCUAGCUGGACCCCUAUCUAGCAGGAGGGUCAGUCAGUCCUACACACAUUCAACAUAAAUGUAUUUGAUGAAUAUAGUGUACAGUGUUGGCCUGUUAGAGGUUCAUGAGAGAGACUGAAUAUCAAUACAACCACCUCAGUCUAUCAGCAGCUUUCCUGUUAGAGGUUCAUGAGAGAGACUGAAUAUCAACACAACCACCUCAGUCUAUCAGCAGCUUUCCUGUUAGAGGUUCAUGAGAGAGACUGAAUAUCAACACAACCACCUCAGUCUAUCAGCAGUUUUCUCAGUGAGAGCCUCACGUCUGGAACACAUUGACCAUUGAAGGACAUAUAAGGAGCUGUGUAAC